Messenger RNA from Odobenus rosmarus divergens (Pacific walrus), 6476 nucleotides. It is a transcript of the gene ZC3H12C, whose product is annotated as zinc finger CCCH-type containing 12C. Gene Ontology annotation, cellular component: nucleus; cytoplasmic ribonucleoprotein granule. The transcript is spliced from 6 exons. NCBI's taxonomy places the organism in Eukaryota, Metazoa, Chordata, Mammalia, Carnivora, Odobenidae. The coding region runs from base 79 to 2733 and encodes 884 amino acids. The record is from RefSeq and is a predicted model, not a curated record. Gene Ontology annotation, molecular function: RNA endonuclease activity; mRNA binding; metal ion binding.
AUUGUUCUUCCUGCCUGCCUGCAAGUCUGCAGCUAAAACUGUGUUAAGGAGCUACUGCUGAGGCUGCUACAGAAACCAAUGUCUUUGUAUUUUCCUGCUAACGAAUACGGGGUGCUUUGCAUUCAGGAAUACAGAAAAAAUAGCAAAGUGGAGUCAAGUACACGUAACAGCUUCAUGGGCUUGAAGGAUCAUCUGGGGCACAACCUGGGCCACCUUUAUGUGGAGAGUACUGACCCACACUUAAGUACAUCUGUACCUUGGUCAAUGGUAGAGAAGCCAACAAUGGAUAAAGUCAAUUCCGGGAAGGAAGAAAAAGAGGUGUCUGAAGAGAAUACGAGUUCUGGUGACUCCGAAGAAAGCACACAUUCUGAUAAUGAGUCAGAACACUUGAGGAGCGUUUCAGUAGAGCCAUGCUUAUUAACCAAGACUCACAGACAACUGUGUAGGUCUCCCCGCUUAGAGCCUCACAUACUCAAACGCAGCGACAUUUUGCAGGACUUUAAACCUGAGGAGUCCCAGACGACGUCCAAGGAAGUGAAGAAGCCCCCUGAUGUGGUGCGAGAAUACCAAACAAAACUGGAGUUUGCGCUGAAGUUAGGCUAUUCGGAAGAACAGGUUCAGCUCGUGCUCAAUAAACUCGGUACCGAUGCUUUAAUCAACGACAUCCUGGGAGAGCUCGUCAAGCUUGGAAAUAAAAGCGAGGCUGAGCAAACAGUGAGUACAAUGACCAGCGUCCCGCGGGACUCGUCUUCCCUGGAGUCUCAGCGGUCUGACUCUCCGAUGCAAGAGAGCGCAGCGGACGAUGGGGAGAAUCUGAGGCCAGUUGUCAUUGACGGUAGCAAUGUGGCAAUGAGCCAUGGAAACAAAGAAGUAUUUUCCUGCCGGGGAAUCAAAUUGGCAGUGGAUUGGUUUUUGGAAAGAGGCCACAAAGAUGUUACAGUUUUUGUUCCGGCUUGGAGAAAAGAGCAGUCCCGGCCUGAUGCUCUCAUCACAGAUCAAGAAAUUCUGCGAAAAUUAGAGAAGGAGAAAAUCCUGGUAUUCACACCAUCCCGACGAGUCCAGGGCAGGCGGGUGGUGUGCUAUGAUGACCGGUUCAUCGUGAAGCUGGCUUUUGAGUCAGACGGGAUCAUUGUGUCCAAUGACAACUACAGGGACCUGGCAAAUGAGAAACCGGAGUGGAAGAAGUUCAUAGAUGAGCGAUUGUUAAUGUACUCCUUUGUCAAUGACAAGUUCAUGCCCCCUGAUGACCCGCUUGGCAGACACGGCCCAAGCCUGGAUAAUUUUCUGAGGAAGAAACCUAUUGUUCCUGAACACAAAAAGCAGCCUUGUCCAUACGGAAAGAAGUGUACCUAUGGACACAAGUGCAAAUAUUACCACCCCGAGAGGGGCAGUCAGCCACAGCGGUCGGUGGCCGAUGAGCUUCGUGCCAUGUCUAGAAACACCGCGGCCAAAACCGCCAACGAAGGAGGACUGGUGAAGAGCAACAGUGUUCCCUGCAGCACGAAAGCGGACAGCACUUCCGAUGUCAAACGAGGUGCUCCAAAGAGGCAGUCGGACCCAAGCAUAAGGACCCAAGUCUACCAAGACCUAGAGGAAAAGCUUCCCACCAAAAACAAAUUGGAAACCAGGUCUGUACCUUCUUUAGUUAGUAUCCCGGCUACUUCUACUGCAAAACCCCAAAGCACUACAUCUCUAAGCAAUGGCCUUCCAUCUGGAGUUCACUUCCCACCUCAGGAUCAAAGACCACAGGGACAAUAUCCUCCAAUGGUGAUGGCAACCAAAAAUCAUGGAACGCCAAUGCCUUACGAACAGUAUCCCAAAUGCGACUCGCCUGUUGACAUCGGAUACUAUUCCAUGUUGAAUGCAUAUUCAAAUCUGAGUAUCUCAGGCCCACGCAGUCCUGAAAGGCGUUUCUCCCUGGACACAGAUUACAGGAUCAGCUCUGUAGCUUCUGACUGCAGCAGUGAAGGGAGCAUGAGCUGUGGGAGCAGUGACUCCUACGUGGGGUACAACGACCGGUCCUACGUCAGUUCUCCUGACCCUCAGCUGGAAGAGAAUCUCAAGUGCCAACACAUGCGCCCGCACAGCCGCCUUAACUCCCAGCCCUUCCUGCAGAAUUUCCACGACCCCUUAGCUAGAGCUCAAAGCUACAGUCACGAAGAACCAAAGUACCAUCACAAGCCUCCUCUGCCACACCUGGCCGUGCACCUGCAGCACCCAGCCGUGGGGGCCCGGUCCAGCUGCCCCGGCGAGUACCCCUCCCCUCCGAGUUCCGCGCACCCGAAGGCGCCGCACCUGGGCCGCUCCCUCGUGGCCACACGAAUAGACAGCAUUUCGGACUCCCGGCUGUACGACAGCUCUCCUUCCCGACCGAGAAAGCCUUACUCCCCCCAGGAAGGGCUGGGAAGCUGGGAUCGGCAGAGCUACGGCGUGGACGCGUACGGCUACCGGCAGACUUACUCCUUGCCCGACAGCUCCACGCAGCCGUGCUACGAGCAGUUCACCUUCCAGAGCCUGCCCGAGCAGCAAGAGCCGACGUGGCGCAUGCCGUACUGCGGGAUGCCACCAGAUCCUCCAAGGUACCAAGACAACCGAGAGAAGAUUUACAUCAACUUGUGCAACAUCUUCCCCCCUGACCUUGUGAGAACUGUCAUGAAAAGGAACCCUCACAUGACAGACGCCCAGCAGCUCGCCGCGGCCAUCUUAGUGGAGAAGUCACAGCUGGGCUAUUGAAAGAUGAUGCAUCUUUGUGGUGUUUAGUAGUUUUUUGUUCAGCUCAAAUGCUGAGGGAGGUUUGCUACAAUAGCACACGUGAUCUCCUUCUCGGCAAGGAGGUUAUCUAGUAUCCAUUUAUGUGAAAUACUGUAUCAUGGAAUCUGUAUGUAUAGCCCCACGUAGUGGAAGUAUCACGGGAUUGCUUUACAUUCAAACUUUUUUUUAAACAUUUCCUUUUUAAAGCUCUCUCCUUGGCUGGAAAUUUUUCCAGUUUGAUUUAUUAGAUGUCUCUGUGAUCUUUGAUAUUAAUCUUUGGUGCAUCAGGGGUUUAUAUGCAGCACUUUUUAUCCUUGUUUCGUGUUUUAUUAACUUGGUGUUUGUCUAUCAAUUGCAAGCAAUUACAAUACUUUCAGAAUGUCGAACAUUUGACUAGACCCUAGCCAACUAUUUUUGCAAGCCAAGCUUAAUUGGAAUCUUUUACAGCUUUUUAAGUUAUUUUUAUUUGGGGGAGGUGGGCUUCUUUGUGCUGUAAUCAUUAUUUAUAGAAACAAAGAUAUACGACAGCACUGACUUUAUAUUUUAAACAAAAUGUAAGUUACCAGUUUAUAUGGAAAUGGGUAACAGUCUAUAUUAGAAUGAUUUACAACAUGGCACUUUUCAUUGUUUUAUUUUUGUUCGGGUUUUUUUUUUUUCUGUUAAGUAAUUAGUUAAUUUAAUACGGUUGACUUAAAGGAAAGCAGAUGCAAUCAAUGGAAAAAAUUGUUUCCAUUUUUUUUUUUUUUAACGAGUAAGGCAAAAGCCGUAACUAUUCCAGUUUAGAGCUUUGUUAUCCAGCUAUGAUGUGCUUCUAGACGGUAGAAAAUGGCAUUGAAUUCCCAGAUUCUCAUUAACCUGUAUUUUUAAUGUGUUCGUCCUUCUUGUUUCGGGGCACAACAAUACUGGAUAAAAGAACCCUUUCACAGUACUUGCCUGUUUUUAAUGAAUCUAAUUAUUCUCAAUGCAACUUUUAUAUUUAAUAUACUCUUUAGCGUUCCCGCUAUUUAUCAAGGCUGGCCUGAGGUGGGUGUAUGUGUUGAGGAUAUGCAAAAUUUAUCGAUACUGCACUAUAGGAAUGGUGGUGGUGGAGGUGUUGUAAGUGGUAACUUAAAAAUGUUUGUAAGAUACUGUAUAUUUUCCAUUUUCCUGAAGGUAGUUUUUUGGGGGGCCUGUUAUAUUAUUAAGGCCAGAUUCUUGCCACAAAUAGUGUAGUUUUAGCUACAGACUAAAGUCUGUUCUAGUAUUAGUAAGGGAUAUUUCUGGUUUCAGAGUCACGGGUUUUGCUAGAUGCGAAUUCAUUUUUGUCCUCGGCAGACAGACCCCGCAUUGAGGGGCAGUCGGGUGCCUCACAUGACUUGACUGUUGCCUCCAGGCUCCGAAUUUCACUUCGUGCGACAGACUCCUCCUGAUCUGUGUCUGCCGUCUGCCUCGAUGCCCGGGGUAUUCCGACCAUUCUCCAUGCUGCAGUUUGAAGGAAAGCCCUGAAAAGCCAGAAAGUACCUUUUACUGUUGAUACAAAUUGUAUCUUUUUAACUAUAAGAACUAUUUUGAUUUGUAGAUCUAGUGAAAACACAAAUGUGUAACUAUGAUUAGACUUUUGGGCAACAUUUUAUCCCUUAUUUAAAUACAAAAUUUUAAAGUAAAAUUGAGGUCUAGGAUAGGGUAGAAGAUAAAAGUAACAAUUUAGGUAAGUGAAAGUGUCUGUCUUAGUUCUAUAGAAUAUAUUAAAAUAUAUUAAAUACAUUUAUUGGCAUUUUCUUUCUCCUAAAACUUAUCUAGCGAGAACUUAAAAAUAAAGGUAAAAUGCUGCCUGAAAAUAAUGUCCAAGCACCUUUGACUAGGAUAACAUUUUCACUACUUGUGUGACACUGUGUGUUGCAUGAAGUAGGAUUUGGGUAUACAGUAAAUGCUUCUAAAAGGCAUUGUGCAUAUUGACAUAUCCAAUAAUCUGAACCGUGUUCAGCAAACUUAAUUCAGGAAAGUGGUGUUCUACACAAUUAUUCUGUUGUUGUUGAGGUGAGUGUGGCCCUCCUCUGUACCCAGAAACCAUGCAGACGGUGCCACGCAAACCAUUCUGAGUGAUGUCUGGGUGCGACCCUGCUCACUUUGUGAAUCUCUUCUCCCUGAUUUCGUCCGUCACUCUCUGUAGAACAAGUUUAAGUGUAGAAGUAAACUAGUGCCAAAAAUAGGGUUACAGAUGUGGAGUACCAUUUAUUUUAGUCAUGUUCUAAGCCUUUUUUUUUUUUUUAGUAUGAAAUCCUUUUUAAAUUGUAGGUUUUGCUCCCAUUUUCUUCAUGUUAGCGUUUUCGCUAUCUGAAGACUCUGCCAAACUUUACUAAAUCUAUUUCAGGAAGAUCUUCAGUGACUUGUGUAUCAUACUUUCAGUCUGAGCUUCUCAUGUUUUUAGCUAUUUGUCAUUUUCUCGUGGAUUUUUAAACCAUGGAAAAAGAGUGUAGCUCGCCACUACCUGUCCUGAAGUGAAUAGCUCUAAACUGCUCGCACUGAAAUCCUUCAGUAUAAUGAAAUGACCUGUGAGUGAAGAAAUACCAGUUUUCUUAGGUCAAGAGAACAAUGUGUCCCCUCCUCCCCCCCCCUUUUUUUUUGUUUUCAAGCACCCAUGUUGCUUUCAGAGCUUAAGAAUGAGAUAUUUGGCAGACUUUUGAUACAGCAAAUCCUUAAUUCUCUCAAGCAAUAAGUAAAAGGAUCCAUCACUAAAUUAAAUCCAUAGCUGAUCCCAAACCUUCAUUGCAGCCAAAACUUUCACCUUAAUCUUUUACCAGAUUUGCUAGCAGAUAACUGGAGAGGGAGGUGUUAGCAGAGAAACUGCCCAGAGCGGUCAACUGAUUGAUAGAAGACAAAGAAUUCAGAUCGGAGCAUUCGGCCCCUGACUGACAGUUGGCUGUACUUUACCCAGUAAUGAGCCAGUGCACGGUCUCUGUGUCUCAGUACAGAGGGAGUAGCAUCCAGCGGGCCGAAUCUUGGCCCGCACGGCUUCCUCCCUGCACGUGAUACGUCCGUUUUCUGUCUGUUUACGAUCUCUGUAUCCUGAUAGAGUUUGUCAUUGACCUCAACAUUUGAAAGAAACGCACACCAGUAUCAAAUGUGUGAUACUGGUAGAAACUUGAACUUUGUGCUUUUAUGAAAUUUCCUUUAUGAGAAUAUGUAAUAUAACUUAAAAAAAAGCAUUUUUAUAUGUAUAUAUACAUACAUGACUACAUACUUGUCAAGAAAGUAUUAAAAACGGGAGAGGGUGUUACGCUAUUGGUGUCCGACCUUCCCUUGGCUGAACUAUGUCUGAGUUGUGGAGGACCAAGCCUGCAGCCCGGGUGACCAACGAUAAGAUUUUAGAACCACUUGAAUGGAAAGCAACUCCUCAGUGGUUUUAUUCCUGGUAUUUUUAAAGAGUUAUUUUGAUAAUUUUAAUAGAAUGUGUAAUUUUAAAACACAAAAAACUUAAAGUAGUAUUGAUUAUACAGAUAUUUAACAUGUCUUUUACGGAUGUAUCUAUGUAUAUGGACAGUAAUAUAUAUUUAUGAAACAAAUACACUUUGAUUAUGUUGUAGCUAUUAGUUUGUGAUAGGCUAGAUAGGGCUCUGGAUAUGUAUGUGUGUGUGUGUGUGUUUUGAAAACUCGAGCUGUUUUUCCCCCCGAUUUAAUGGCACUGACCUAAGGUAUAUUUGUUUUCAUUCUCAUUUUUGCUACCCAACUGACUUACUCAAGAUGAA